AUGUCCUCCUCUAUUGUCAUUUCAAUUCCCUUACAGAGCAAAUUGCAUGCAUUUUGUUCUACGAACAAUGUUUCGCCGGUAUCGAUUGCAAAGCUGGCGUUCGCCACAGUUCUUCAUCAGUACUUUGAUGCCUCCACGUUUACCUGCUUUGAAGGUCGUUCAAACGACUGUGACGAACACACACUCUAUCCAAUAGCCAAGGGCCAACAGGUUAAAUAUAACUCAGGGCUUGCAUCUACUGCUACGAUUCGGGCAGCCUUACAUUUCGGAGAAACCCACCAGCCAUCUGAUGAUAACAUAACACCGCUUCUCAUCCAGGAUGCGGCCACAGCAACCUUGAGCGACACUUUUGUUACGAAGAAUCUCAAUGCAGGCCUCGUGUUCGCCAAAGGAGCUACUAGUGCGCUAGAAGCAUCUUCUUCAAGUUCAGCUGCAGCUCUAAAUGGACUAGGUCUUCUCCUGCGGUUAGACACAGAAUCACUUUUGGCACAGAUAUCUUACAAAGCUGACCAAGUAUCGAAAUUUACAGCUGAAGGCUUCGCCGACGCCUUUGCUGCAGCUAUUCAGUGCAUCGUUACGACCUCUAUCGACACGGUUGUCGCAAAUUUGGACAUCUGCGGAGCGCAAAGCCGGGAAACUAUAUCUCAAUGGAAUCAACACUCCACAAGCGUACCCAACAAAUUGCUUCACGAUUUAGUAGGACAGGGCUUUCGCCACAAACCCGAUGCGGUAGCCAUCCUAUCCUGGGAUGGGGAACUGUCGUACUCAGACCUUGAUAAGCGGUCUUCGAACCUUGCAGCUUAUCUUAUGGAGACGUACGAUCUUGGGCCAGGUCAGAAGGUGGCUUUGUGUUUCGAGAAGUGCACCUGGGCCAUCGUGUCUAUGCUUGCAACACUAAAAACCGGAGCGGCGUAUAGCUGUCUCGAUCCGAGCCACCCAAGUGCCCGUCACGACUCUCUCAUCAACGCUCUGAACGCAUCGGUCGUCCUCACUUCCACUUUAUACGAAAGCCGUUUUAAAGAUCAUUCUGUUCUGGUACCUACCGAGGAGCUUGUCCGCCAACAUCGCCAAUACCGGCCCACAGACGUCCAGCCCAGCGAUACCUGCAUGGUGGCUUUCACUUCCGGUAGUACCGGAAACCCUAAAGGCAUCGUACAUACGCAUAACUCUUUGGUCACGGGUAUAGUGUCGAAUGCCCGCCCACAAUAUCUCGAUCGGGAAGGCGUCUCAACCUACCAGUGGUCGAGUUUCACAUUCGAUGUCAGCAUGAUAGAGAUUUAUGCGCCUCUAAUCUACGGUGGGCGAAUAUGCAUUCCCUCAGAUGAAGAGCGCAUCAACAGCGUGGAGGAGAGCAUGAACAGGAUGGCAGUCAAUUGGGCCUACUUCACCCCCUCUUUCGCGCGCCUCUUCGCACAGUACAACAUUCCCUCCCUGCAGACCUUGCUCAUGGGAGGCGAAGUUGUUACUGCCGAUGAUAUAAAUGCGUGGAACAAUCGCGUGAAAGUGAUUCAUUCGUACGGACCUGCCGAGUCGGCCACAUUUUUCUUGGCCGAAUUCAAUGGUCCUUGUCCCAAGAUCGUACCGAUUGGACCCGCACCAAAUACGUAUGCUUGGAUCGUAAACCCCAACAAUCACGAGCUCCUGUCGCCAUUAGGUGCGAUUGGAGAGAUGGUUUAUGAGGGCCCUGGCCUUCUGAAAGAGUACCUUGGAGAUCCCAUGAAGACGGAACAAGUUCUAGUCGAUGCCCCGUUGUGGAGGAAGACUAUUGACGCCCCCGCACCAUCUUCUAAGCUUUACAAAAGCGGUGAUCUCGUUCGCUAUUUACCAAACGGUACAAUGAUGUACGUUGGGCGGAAAGACACGAUGGUCAAAGUGAGAGGUCAGAAACUGGAGGUCGAAGAAGUAGAAUCCGUCAUACGAAAAAGUUUAGGUGGAUUGGGUCAAGUGGCAGUCGAUUUGGUGGAGUUUCACCAUAGUGGGCCGAGGCUGGUAGUAUUUCUGCAAUUCUCAGAAGGGCGAGAGUUGAAUAAAGACUCCAGCGGUGGAUCCUCCGGCGCGCUCCACUUAAGCUCUAUCUCGGACCAGAAGAUGAGCACCUUAACCGGUCAGAUUCGCUCCCUCCUCGUCGACACUCUGCCUGAAUACAUGGUUCCUCGAAUUUUUUUACCACUCGCCAAGCUGCCCACCAACUCAAACGGAAAGCUUGACCGUGCAAAACUCAAAGAGCAUGCUCGCAACCUCUCGACAAACGAGCUAUUGAAAUACGCCGACUCUGGCUCAAGCAAAGACAUCUUGACCGACAUAUCCACGGAUGAUAAUGUUGCGCUCGAGAUCAGUGACAUACUAAUCAAGAUCCUCAGCGGCUCAGAGUCGGUGGAAGAACAUCCUCUCAAGGGGAAGAAUGCUACGUUAGAAAAUCUAGGUCUCGACUCGUUGAGAACAGUCUCAUUUGCGAGGUCAGUAAACGAGUCUUUCGGCCUCAAGAUCCCAAUCAAGACGUUCCGAAGGGUCAACUUGAGCGUUCAGGAUAUCGCCGAAAUCGUCCGUCGCCAAGACCAGGGCAUCACGCAAUCCGAAGAACAUUCCAGAGCAGCCAUCAUUUUGCAAGACAUUGAGAAACUUGACAAGGAAUUGGCAAGCGUGCAGCUUGAGAAAGAGAUGCCACCAAAGACAAAUAUUCAAACAAGCAAGAGCUCGGUGUUCUUGACUGGAGCUACUGGCUUCCUCGGUAGCCAGAUCCUUCGUCAACUGUUAGCUCUCGCCAGGGUAUCAAAAGUCAUUGUGCUGGUUCGGGCGAAGGAUAUCAGUGUCGGCUUUGAAAGGAUCGUAGCAGCCGCCACCACAGCCAAAUGGUGGGAACCUGCGUUGGCGAGCCGUGUUGAAGUAUGGCUAGGAGAUCUCGCAAAGCCGCGAUUGGGUUUAUCACUGAGUCAGUGGGUACGCCUGGAGGGUACAUGCGUCAAUGAAUCAGAGGCAGUGACCAACAUCAUACACAACGGAGCUGCCGUGAAUUGGUCGUCAACCUACGAGCGCCUACGUGCCACCAACGUCCUCAGCACGGUGCAAAUUCUGAAGAUUGUUCUGGCGGGAAACGGACACCUGCAGACCUGUACCUACGUGUCGGGUGGUGAUAUGCACCUUUCAGAAAAGGCCGUAGCGGACGACAAUCUACGUCUUUCAUCUGCAGACGGCUACUCGCAGUCAAAAUUCGCAUCUGAUAUCCUUGUACAGCGGUGCUCUGCUCGAGCUGCUGCCGGCCAGCGUAUCAAUAUGGUCAAGCCCGGUAUCAUCAUUGGUACAGCAACCGAAGGCAUCUCCAACAUUGACGACUUCAUCUGGCGGCUCGCAGCAGGUGUAUGUGAAGCCGGCGCCUUUGUUGAUGGCGAACAAAAUGCGGUGGUUUGUCUUGCAGGUGCAGAUCAAGUCGCGCAACGUAUCAUCCAUUCCUGUCUUGGUAGGCAGUGCGACGGAGAUAGCCCACCCGAGGUUGUAAGGAUGACUGAAGGCAUCACCGCGGGUGAUUUUUGGAAAGUCGUUUCUGAUAGAACGGGUGUGAUACUGCGUGCAAUUGAUACUGACGAGUGGUUCCGGAUUAUGAAUGCAAAUGUGUCCCGUAAGGGCUCAUUGCAUCUUCUGUGGCCUGUCAUGGAGUGGGUCGAACAACGAAAAGGAAGAAUUGGUGAUCCUCAGCUGCGCAGGUGUAGAGCCAGUAGUUGCAGUGGCCACUGUCUUGACCCUAGUGUUGGGCAAGGUGGCGAUAUCACCGGUUUACAAUGCCAGCGAGACGAAAGCACUAGAAGGAAGACUCUGCAAGCAUUACGCAAGAGCGUGGAAUAUCUUUCCAGUCUAGGCUUCUUGCUACCCAACUCUGGUCCAAAUAAUGCCGGGCAAAACGUGUUUUCUAGGUCUGGAGUAAACAAAUAG
This is a messenger RNA of Ascochyta rabiei, 3924 nucleotides long. RefSeq lists its product as uncharacterized. The coding region runs from base 1 to 3924 and encodes 1307 amino acids. The transcript has 3 exons. The record is from RefSeq and is a predicted model, not a curated record. NCBI's taxonomy places the organism in Eukaryota, Fungi, Ascomycota, Dothideomycetes, Pleosporales, Didymellaceae.